UAUUUUUGAACUACAAUAAAAUCUAAAUCGCGCGCGUUUGGUCAGCAUUGAUCAACGCACGCAUGUGCCUGAUGAUUCAGCAAUAUGGCGGAAAUCCACACAGCUGCGAAUGCGAACAGCUGACUAGUUGAGAUUUUACUUGUCGGAGUGAUUGGCGAAUAUCGAUUGCAGAAAGACGUAAGAUACAACACACAAUAAGGAGAAGUUUGCAACACGUGUAACACAUGUAGUGUUCUUUGAAUGCUUCUAUAAAAAUAUAUUCAUUGAAUUUCUUGCAUUGUACUAUAAAAAUUCUUUGUAACAUUGAAAUCUACUUAUUAUUACGAUACUCGAUUUUCUUCUGCUCAUCACGCUUGUUUAGCCAUUACUUGUAGCAGAGAGAUUGAUAGAUUUUAUGAAAAUAUGGAAUCCUUUAAAUUAAAUGAAGGCUUUUUCGACUUGUGUGUAAAUAUACCAGAUGGAGGGAUGGAUAAUUUGAACGAUAUCUUAUUGAGGUUAUAUGAAAUGGGUUAUAGAACAGUGGCAUUAAAUCAAAUUGUAAAUGAGAGUGCCAUGGAUAAUAAUAAGAAAAAGAAGGAUGAGACUAAACAAGUAACAAAUGUGGUACCUGACCCAAUUGAUGUUUCAAAACUGAAUGAAAAAUGGAAAGGAAAACUGAAUAUACUUAAUAGGCUAACAUUUAUUUGUUCAAAUUCAGUGAAAGUGCACACAUUGGAACAAUGUCCAAAUUUGAAAAAAUAUGAUAUAUAUGCUCUUUCCCCAACUAAGCAAGAUAUGUUGGAGUUUGCUUGUCAAACCUUAAAAGCAGAUCUCAUUACGAUAAAACCAGAAAUUUCUGGCAUAAAAAUAAAUCAAAAAAUAUAUCGGCAGGCUGUAGCAAGAGAUCUCUAUUUUGAAAUACAGUACGUAGAUCUUUUAAGACCAGAAACACGUGUAGCGGCUCUUCAUCGUUCUUAUAAAUUACAAAUGUGCCGUGUAAGCAUGAAUAUAAUCAUAUCUAGUGGUGCAAACAAUAGGAAUUUAAUCAGGAAUCCUUACGAUAUUGUAAAUCUUGGAUUUGUGUUGGGUUUGAGACGAGAUAAAAUAAAAUCAGUUAUAUUAAACGAAUGUCAACUUCUUCUUUUAAAAGCAAAAAAGCGACUAUUUGGCAAGUCAGUGUUUGCGAUAGAAAUUGCAAAAAAUUCGGAUGUAAGUGACGACGAAGAAAUACCAAAGAAGCAAAGUAAAAAAUCUCUAAAUUAAAAGUUUUUUAUAUUCUAUUUUAUAAGAAAUUCUAUUAAACA
Molecule: messenger RNA, 1283 nt
Organism: Cyphomyrmex costatus
Lineage: Eukaryota; Metazoa; Arthropoda; Insecta; Hymenoptera; Formicidae
Gene: Rpp30
Product: ribonuclease P protein subunit Rpp30
Exons: 7
Coding region: 403-1242 (279 amino acids)
Biological process (GO): tRNA processing
Cellular component (GO): nucleolar ribonuclease P complex
Molecular function (GO): RNA binding
Source: RefSeq, a predicted model, not a curated record